Molecule: messenger RNA, 2004 nt
Organism: Plasmodium fragile
Lineage: Eukaryota; Apicomplexa; Aconoidasida; Haemosporida; Plasmodiidae
Exons: 8
Coding region: 1-2004 (667 amino acids)
Biological process (GO): endosomal transport
Cellular component (GO): lysosome; cytosol; AP-type membrane coat adaptor complex
Source: RefSeq, a predicted model, not a curated record
AUGAGCGGGAUAAGGGCGCUGUGCCUUUUUGCCUCUGUGGCAGAGGGAGGGGAGCAUGCCCUGAUUUAUGAGAAGCGUUUCCCCAACGUGGAGGUGUGCGCGAGAAGUGUGCAGCAGACACACAAUUACGUGAAUUUUUCCAAACUGAGGAAAGUGGAAGAACUUCUUAAAGAGCAAAUAAUAAAAAGAAGCUUGCAAGAGGUAGAGACACAUUCCGAGUUUGUCCAACUGAACAGAACAAUAUGUUGUUACUCCGUACGUGUUAAGAAUAAAAUUGUUUGUCCCUUCUUGUUGAUGAGAAGUAACAGUUUCAUUUUGAUAAUCCUUCUGCUGAUGGAAAAUGUGAACACUGAAAGUCCCCAGGUGGUGGAGGCUGAAAAUAAUACCAAUAAGUUACUCUACUAUAACUUUAUGAAGGAUUUUUUAACCUACGUGGAAGGUAAGAUGGUUAAUCGAGCUUCUUCCCUUUUGUCUCCAUCAUACAGACAAGGGAGCCACAACAAGGUAGUAGUUCUCCUCCAAAAAAUUCGCACCAUAGGGGAUGCAUACAUAACUUGCACCAUUCCAUUUGGCAGACUUCUCGGAGGGAGAAGUUCUUCAUUUAUAAAUUACCUACAAGGAGAUAUGUACAAAAGGGGAGAAGUUUUGCAGAGUACCUUCUUCCCCUUUUAUAACUUUUUGAUAUUGGUGAACAAGGACAGUGUUCACCAGGGGAGGAAGGAUAAACCAAGUGUGUGUAACAGUUCUGCGUUUCAGGGGGGUAGCGAGAGUGGCUUGUCGGAGGGGAGACUCCAAUUUACCUCCCCGAGUCAACAAAGCGACAGCGAUAAGGACAGCACGUUUAGUAGCGAUGAUUUAGAAGACGAAAACAGUUCAAUGGGGACACUUGAAAAAUUUCCCUGUGCAGUUGCCAAGGGGAAGGAGAAAAAUGAUGUUCUGUACAUAAAUGCCAAGCCUCCCUUUGUGCCUCCCACGGAAGGGGCUCACGCAAGCGCGGUUCACACAAGAGGGAUACACGCAAACGGGCGGAUAAGAGAGACCUUCCUCAAGCUACUUAAAAAAUUCUACACCUUGGCCAGGAGGGACAACCAGGGGUUGCCUCUACUUCCACCCAAUGCACAAUAUCACUUAUAUCUUUUCUUCUUAUACAAUUAUUCCGCCCGUUUGGGGACGCACCAAAAAAUCUCCGUCGAAAAACACUCUACUGAAAAAGAGAGCGUGAGGAUUAGCAGGGGGAACAUUCAGACCUACGUCCCGAUCUAUGUGCACGAGAGAAGCAACCGGUCUCCCACUCAUCUGCUAAUUAGGGAGGAGCUCACCGGCUUUGUAACCAGUUUGGAAAAUCAGACCGCGGAAGUGAAGGGCGAGAUACUACUGCAGUGCGACGACGAGCGGUACUUGGACGUGGACCUGACACUCGAGCUGGACGACCAUGUGGUCGAUGUGUACGCAGCAGAUUUUGUCAACAUGGAGAACAGGUACUCAACGGAAAGGGGAAAGACUCUACACAUGCGAGUGGCUACCAAAGAUACGAACAACACUGUGCUCACGUACUACUGCAGCGGUGUACCUUCUCCCCUUAUCGGUUGCUACACUCUUAAAAAGGUCAGCAGUAAAUGCGCACAAGUAGAUGUGACACUGCAGUGGAAUAGGAACGCGCCUUCCAUAAGAUUUGACAAAAAAAUAACGGAGCCCUUUUUUGUGCGACUUCCCUUUGACGGAGAAAUUGUUGGCCACAAUUUGAAAUGCAAUUUGGGAAAGAUAAAAAUUGAAGGCAAACAGGAAAUAAAGUGGACACUUCUUGACCUUCCGAGAGAAUCCCGCGCAUGCCUGUAUGGAACGGUCCAACUGAGUCAUUUGGACAUGGGGGCAAAACAGCUAGCUGCUGAAAUCCACCUGUUGUCCAAGUGUGCUUACUCCAAAACGGCGGUGACGCAUGUGAGCGAGGAGAUACACCGAGAGCAGUUCUUCCACGCACGGGGGUUGAAGCUGCUCAGGUCCUAA